AUUUCAUCCUAACCCGUCAAAGCAGCAACACAGCAGCCAGUAGCGUUGUGCGGCAAAGUGCAAGACUCAGCCCCAAACAAACAUUUGAAAAGAGAAAGUGCGUUUUGUGUGCGGUACAAAAGCCAAAAAAAAGUGUUCAGCCCUUUAAGGACUAUAGAAUACAACAAGUGUAACACAACAAAACAACAACCAUUAAAAUGGCAAACAAUAAAGUUAUUUUCGGUGUCUUGUGUUUGGUCACACUGACCGCUGCUCUCCCCGCCGAGGAAACACGCGGCCAUGCCCGUAACGCCAUCGGCGCCGAGAACGACAUUAUGGAUAGCAUCUACAGCGAUUGCCUGCGCAAGGAUUCAGUAUCGUGCGUCAAGUACAAGCUGUUCAACUUCGUCGACAAGGUGCUGGGCGCCCGCGACCAAUUCUCGUUGACCGAAGGCGUCACCGUGGUGCGCUCAUCGGAUGCGCCCGCUCCUGAGGCAGCUCGCUCCAUCUCCGGCGACGAAUCGUUCGAGUCUCUGGCACUCAACCGCAUCAGCAGCUUCCUUAACUCGCACACCAUCAAGGUGGAACUGAAGGGUGCUGAUAUCGUCCAAGCCGUUAGCUCCACUGGCCGCGCCCUCGAGGAUGCCUCUGAGUCUCUGUUCGGCAGCAACGAUCCCAAUGCCCCCGAGGAGAGCCGUGGUAAGAAGAAGAAGGCCGCCAAAAUCUUGGGCCCCAUUCUCGCUCUUGUUGCCCUGAAGGCCGCCGCUCUGUUGCCCCUGCUCUUGGGUGCUAUCGCCCUGAUUGCUGGCAAGGCUCUGUUGAUCGGUAAGAUUGCUCUGGUGCUGUCGGCCGUCAUCGGCCUGAAGAAGCUGUUGUCGCAGGAGAAGCACGUCACCUACGAAGUGGUCGCCCAUCCCCAUCACAGCAGCAGCCACUCGGUCAGCCACGACUCAUAUGGCAGCGGAUACAGUGCCGAUGCUGGUGCUUCGUCUGCCUCAUACGGCAGCAGCGGUCAUGGUGGCUGGGGACGUUCCAUCGAUGCCCAAGAUCUGGCCUACGGUGCCCAGAAGCCUCAGGCUUAAGCGAGAGUAAACACACAGUCAACAACCACUCAAACAAACCACAAGAACCACACGAACCAACUGACUCGAGCUUUACUCAAGCUCACACUGAACAGAGACUCUUGAAGAGGAACAACAAAAAACCACAACAACACAUAUUACUUAUCGUUCGUUUUAAUUAUUUAUUAAUAUAAUUUAUUUUAUUUAUUUUUCCACACGAAUAAGAAAAACGCACACACAAGAAAAUGGAAGAAACUAUGCGAAAAUGCAAAACAAAAAACGAAAAAAAAAUACUUAAAA
Molecule: messenger RNA, 1340 nt
Organism: Drosophila nasuta
Lineage: Eukaryota; Metazoa; Arthropoda; Insecta; Diptera; Drosophilidae
Gene: Osi7
Product: Osiris 7
Exons: 1
Coding region: 198-1061 (287 amino acids)
Cellular component (GO): membrane
Source: RefSeq, a predicted model, not a curated record